Messenger RNA from Zea mays, 458 nucleotides. RefSeq lists its product as uncharacterized. Bases 85 to 261 code for a protein of 58 amino acids. NCBI's taxonomy places the organism in Eukaryota, Viridiplantae, Streptophyta, Magnoliopsida, Poales, Poaceae. The record is from RefSeq and is marked validated. The transcript has a single exon.
CUCUACGCGAGCGGGCCGCUUCUCCCAUCCAGCCGCGCACGGCGUCGCCGGAACCGGAGAAGGGAGGGAGGAAGGGAGCGCGAGAUGGACAAGGCCAAUAAGCUCAGCGCCGGAGCGGGGGAGAAGGCGACCAAGAGCAGGAGCCACGGGUCCACGGCGCUGUUCGUCGCGGUGGACUACGCGUUCCUGCUCGCCUUCGCCGGCUUCCUCGCCUACCUCGUCGGGUCGCGGAUCCUCCCCUCCGCCGCCGGCUCCGCCUAGACCGGCCCGCGUUCGUGGAUCUCUCUUCUUUCUUCCACGUUUUUUUUGGAGCCGAUGGCUGCGGGAGCACCGGGAUCUUGCCGGGUGGUUCUCGUCUCGGAAUCGAUCUCGAUCUGAUGCCGCUCCCGCGAUGUAAUCUGGCGACAAUUUGACGAGAAGAGAACUAGCGGUGUGUUUCUUGGCAACUCGCCUGGUAA